This is a messenger RNA of [Torrubiella] hemipterigena, 1274 nucleotides long. Lineage: Eukaryota; Fungi; Ascomycota; Sordariomycetes; Hypocreales; Clavicipitaceae. The record is from the annotation of a GenBank genome assembly.
CCCCCAAACAACCUCGUCAUCAUUCAUGCAGCAUUACGACGCUUAGUCGAACUAGGACGAUAUAAAUUCGAUAAAUAAUAUGAAAUCAUCAGAAUACACAUCUUCAUGACCUGGACUGAUAAGCUCCUCGCCUUUGGGCGGGAUGAGCGUGUCCUGCUUGUGUGCAUCGGCCUUGCCACCUUCGGCGUGGUGAGCACCAUGAUGACGGCACUCACACUCAUUCGGGACGACAACGAAAUUCCGCAGUCGGAGCCCAAGACGGAAUACAUUACACAAGAAACGGAAGAUUCACUGCAGCUUGAUACGUUGGAUAAGCUUGUCGACCAUCCCAACUACUCGAUACGGCGCGUGGCAUUGCGUAUUGUAUGCGACCGAGCUGCCAACGACACAGAAACAAUCGACUAUCUGCUGCGAGGUAUUACUUGCCCGGAAUACGCGUUUCGCUUAAAAUGUUUACGAGCGUUAUCGUUACUCACACAGCAAACAGCAGGCUACGACGGAAUCGAAAAGCUUCACAAACCUAACGCCUACGCUGCUAUCGUCAGAUCUCUAGAGCUUAGUCUUGGAGACGCUGAUCGACGACCUCUUAGAGACGGAUUCUGGGACGAAUAUUAUUUACGAGACAGUGCCGAGAAGUUGUGCCUCAAGUUCCUUCAAGAGCUUGUAUUCAAACAUAAUGCUCACCUCCUGAUCCAGGCCAAAUUCAUUGAAAAGUGGCUCUCUAAACAAGAUUGGGGUGAUACACCGGAGGAUAUUUUUGAAAACUUCAAAAGCUACUCGGAAACAAAAGACAACAAGAUCUCGUACCUUAUACGCCGAAUACAAAACAGCCGGCGUGGGCUAAAGGCACUGGAAAGAUGCGGGCUGGUGAACAAAGCCAAUACAGCAACGACUCAUGACAUACCCGACCUAAUGGUUGAUGACUUCAUAGGGGAUGUACCCCUGGAGCGGCAGCCGAGGCGAGACAGAGAACAUUCAGCAGAGGAGCGACGGCUGCGUCGCCAGCAUCGUGAGGCGAUGGUCUUGAACGAUGGAACCCGUCCACUGGCACGGGAAGAUAUAAUUGAAAGGGGUCAUAACUCCCCGGCCUAAUGUUUACAAGGAAAUACCUUGGGAGGUGAUAGAUAACACCGUUUUGUAUCAUAUGACGAUUGAAGUUUCAAGGAUGAUACAUCCGCCACUAUGGCAUGGGGGAUGUGGCGAGAACAAGGAACGGCAUUGUAUAUUAGCCAUAAGCGAGCGUCAGUAACAUUAAUACACCAAGCAUGAUAAUG